UUCUUUUGUUUCACGUCGUUCAAUUAUAUAUUAUAUACAUUUGAUUCUACUUAUCGAUGUACCGGGUAGUUAGUUUUACAAAAUAUCGGUAUUUUUGUGCGAUUUUGCGGAACGAAUUUGGCGGUCACAUAUCUUUAUUUUGAAAAAUAACAUUACAUUCGAUUUUGUUUUGUAUUUUGUUUCUCAACUCUGGUUGAAUUUUUUAAUUGAUGUUGCUUGUAUCUAUAAAUGCCGUAUGUAUUAAUCAAGUCUAUUUGUACUAAUGAUUAUAUGUAUUUCAUGCUUGAGCAGACAAAUCGUUGUCAUUAGGCUUUGCUUCUCAUACCCUCUCUUCAAUCGGGCAGAUUCAUUCAUACCACAAAGGGAAUUUUUUUGCCGACUUUCCCUAGGUCCGAUGGAGUGCAAGAGCAUCUUAACUUCGGCUUGGUCAAUUUUUUAAUUUUCGCAAAGCAUCUUUCCUGAAAUGCAUCGCACCACGGGUUUUUAAUUGUCAAUGAACAAUGGCCACGUCUAAAUCGUCUUUACUGAUCUCCCUGAUCGUUUUUGGAUUUGCAGUUUCUGGCGUUAGCUGCAAAGUCGAGUUCACCAACCUGAAAUGCACGACCCUGGAUCGCGAAUUUUUGGAGUUUGACAAGUGCUUUUUAAAGUCGAUCAACCGGACCUACAAGUACCUCUCCGUGAGCACAAAGAUCCACAUGCUCCCGUUAAAGAGUGUUUCAGUUCGUAGAUUACUUCACCUAGUCUUCGAUCGUUCCCAUCACACAGUGCCAUUCCAGAUCCAGACUCAAGUGCUUCAGAGACUGAACGGCUACAAACCGUUCCUCUUUAAUUUCACCACCGAUGGCUGCAAGGCUUUGAGUGGGAAAAUGAAUCCGACGACUCGAUUUUUCUUCGGGCUGAUUGCCCCCUACUCAAACCUGAACCAUUCCUGUCCCUACGAUGUGAGUUUCUGUCAUACCUCCCUCCACUCGAUUGAUGGUGUCUCCUAUAUUUUCCAUAGCACGACCUAUUUGUGGAGAAGCUUCCGAUUAGCUUUAUGGACGAGCAACUCACCAAAGUUCUGCCGUUCCCGGAGGGUGAUUACUGCUUAAAAAACGUAUACUCGUACCGUGGAAAACCACGAGCUGAGAUCUCGG
Messenger RNA from Drosophila pseudoobscura, 1136 nucleotides. RefSeq lists its product as uncharacterized. Lineage: Eukaryota; Metazoa; Arthropoda; Insecta; Diptera; Drosophilidae. The record is from RefSeq and is a predicted model, not a curated record. The coding region runs from base 501 to 1091 and encodes 196 amino acids. The transcript has 2 exons.